This is a messenger RNA of Juglans regia (Persian walnut), 420 nucleotides long. RefSeq lists its product as uncharacterized. The record is from RefSeq and is a predicted model, not a curated record. Lineage: Eukaryota; Viridiplantae; Streptophyta; Magnoliopsida; Fagales; Juglandaceae. Bases 1 to 420 code for a protein of 139 amino acids. The transcript has a single exon.
AUGGCCACUCCUAGCACCAUUCAUCUUCAAGCUGCUGAGAGAGUACUUCGAUACAUCAAAUCCACACCAGGUCAAGGGAUUUUCAUAUUUACAGCAUCUCCCUUACAUUUAAAAGCAUAUUCUGAUAGUGAUUGGGGUGGUUGCCUAGAUACUAGAAGAAGUGUGACUGGUUUCACAGUUUUUAUAGGAGAUUUUCUUAUCUCUUGGAAAUCAAAGAAGCAACCCACUGUUAGUAGAUCAUCUGCUGAAUCUGAAUACAGGGCUUUAGCAUCUACAACUUGUGAGAUUCAAUGGCUAUUCUACCUUCUGGCUGACUCAAAUGUUCUUCAUUCCCAAGCUGCAUUAUUGUAUACUGAUAGUAAACCUGCUUCUGAUAUUACUUCUAAUCUUGUUCACCAUGAAAGGACCAAGCAUAUAUAA